Molecule: messenger RNA, 1872 nt
Organism: Oryza brachyantha (malo sina)
Lineage: Eukaryota; Viridiplantae; Streptophyta; Magnoliopsida; Poales; Poaceae
Product: beta-glucosidase 7
Exons: 11
Coding region: 112-1629 (505 amino acids)
Biological process (GO): carbohydrate metabolic process
Molecular function (GO): beta-glucosidase activity
Source: RefSeq, a predicted model, not a curated record
CCGCUCGCUACUCGCCUAGUGUUGUGGCCGGCGCGAACCACUGUGUAGUGUAGUUGCCACCACCUCCGGCCGGGCCCCCCGGGCGCUGUGCUCCGGCCACGCGCGGGCGCGAUGGCUGCUCCUGCUCGGCGAGCGAGCUGCGUGCUGGUGCUGGUGCUCGCGCUGGCGCUGGCGGCGGCGCGGGAUGCCGGCGCCGCGGUGCCCAAGCCCAACUGGCUGGGCGGGCUGAGCCGCGCCGCGUUCCCCAGGGGGUUCGUGUUCGGGACGGCGACGUCGGCGUACCAGGUCGAGGGCAUGGCGGCGUCCGGCGGCCGCGGGCCGUCCAUCUGGGACGACUUCGCCCACACCCCGGGAAAUGUUGCAGGAAAUCAGAAUGGAGAUGUUGCGACAGAUCAAUAUCAUCGCUAUAAGGAAGAUGUUAAUCUCAUGAAAAGUUUGAAUUUUGAUGCCUACCGGUUUUCAAUCUCAUGGUCCAGGAUCUUCCCAGAUGGUGAGGGACGAGUUAACCAAGAAGGUGUAGCAUAUUACAACAAUCUUAUAAACUACCUACUGCUGAAAGGUAUCACUCCUUAUGUCAAUCUUUACCACUAUGAUCUCCCGCUUGCGCUUGAGAAGAAGUACGGAGGCUGGUUGAGCACAAAAAUGGCGGAUCUAUUUACGGAGUAUGCGGACUUCUGUUUCAAGACCUUUGGCGAUCGUGUAAAGCACUGGUUUACAUUUAAUGAGCCAAGAAUAGUAGCACUUCUUGGUUAUGACCAAGGAACAAAUCCUCCUAAAAGGUGCACAAAAUGCGCUGCUGGUGGGAACUCAGCAACAGAACCAUACAUUGUUGCUCAUAAUUUUCUGUUAUCACAUGCUGCAGCAGUUGCAAGAUACCGGACUAAGUAUCAGGCAGCUCAGCGAGGCAAAGUUGGAAUAGUUCUGGACUUCAAUUGGUAUGAAGCUCUUUCCAAUUCAACUGAAGAUCAAGCAGCGGCCCAAAGAGCCAGGGACUUCCACAUUGGUUGGUAUCUUGAUCCAUUGAUUAAUGGACAUUACCCACAGAUAAUGCAAGACCUUGUGAAAGAUAGGCUGCCCAAAUUCACUCCUGAACAAGCUAGGUUGGUCAAGGGCUCGGCGGACUAUAUUGGUAUCAAUCAGUACACAGCUAGCUACAUGAAAGGCCAGCAAUUAAUACAGCAGACACCGACUAGUUACUCAGCCGAUUGGCAGGUUUCAUAUGUUUUUGCGAAAAAUGGCAAACCAAUUGGACCACAGGCAAAUUCUAAUUGGCUUUACAUUGUGCCGUGGGGAAUGUACGGUUGUGUGAACUACAUCAAGCAGAAGUACGGGAAUCCGACAGUCGUCAUAACUGAAAACGGAAUGGAUCAGCCUGCAAAUCUCAGCCGCGACCAGUACUUGCGCGACACCACGAGGGUUCAUUUCUACAGGAGCUACCUCUCCCAGCUGAAGAAGGCCAUCGACGAGGGUGCCAACGUGGCUGGCUACUUCGCCUGGUCUCUCCUGGACAACUUCGAGUGGCUGUCAGGGUACAACUCCAAGUUUGGCAUCGUCUACGUCGACUUCAAAACCCUCGAGCGCCAUCCCAAGGCGUCAGCCUACUGGUUCAGGGACAUGCUGAAGCAGUGAGAACGAGAGAGAUGCAGACUGAAGUUGCCAUCAGCUCAUCAUGUUCAGUACGUUGUGCUCUGCUGUCAUCAGAGCUGGCUAUGAAAUAUGGGUCGGAAAAUAAAAGACUGCAAAUUGAUUUGAUAGUACAAUCCGUAUUUAUAAGGUCAGAAUUGUGGUUGUCUUAUGAACUUGUAGAAGUGACCUAGCAGGAUAUGUGAUCGAUCUUGAGUAAUCAUCGUUUGAUCAGAUUUGGCGUGAUAA